Trametes versicolor FP-101664 SS1 is the source of this 3426-nucleotide messenger RNA. RefSeq lists its product as uncharacterized. The coding region runs from base 1 to 3426 and encodes 1141 amino acids. Lineage: Eukaryota; Fungi; Basidiomycota; Agaricomycetes; Polyporales; Polyporaceae. The transcript is spliced from 4 exons. The record is from RefSeq and is a predicted model, not a curated record.
AUGGACGACGACCUCUACCAGAAUGCCUGGAGUGAAACGACUAAUUCGAUACCCCCCGCGUUGAAGGACGACCCCGCGCCGUCAUGGACGUCAACGAAGCUCACUAGUUCCUAUGGCGAGGAGGCAGAUCUCGCCGCUCCUUCUUGGUCAACUGGGGCUGGCAUACACUGGAACGAGCCCAGCAGCCCAGGCUUCUCUUGGUCGCAGACCGAACCCGACCUGGCUUGGGGUACUAGUUCAUAUGCCGGGAUUUCAAUUGGCAAGACACCCGAGGCGGAAUCUAUUGCAGACCCUCUUGACGCGAAGAGUCCCACCGGAGACAUCCCCGAUGCAGAUGAACCCGAAGACGAAGACGCAGGUUCUGUCUCGACGGAUGUUCCUACGUCUGAGCGCGCAAAAUCUCCCUCUCCCUCUCCACCACCUCCCGAAUCUACCUCGUUUGGGUCUCAAGAGACAACACCGGAACUUGCAGCACCUCCAAGUCCGGAUGGCUUCGGUUCCUUUGAAACUGCCUUUACAGAGGACACAGCGCAAUCUCCGGGAUUCGCUUUGGACGAAGCGGUCGCGGACCCAUGGGGUUCUUCCGCCUGGUCUGAGACUCAGCCAGAGCAGGAAGAAGAGCCCGUAGACGAGUGGGAAAGAGCUCGCCAAGAGAAAGCGAAGCAAGAUCGCCGCGUGCCGCCAGAAUUACUGGCGCAAUUUCUCCAGCAAUGCGAGGAACUUGGUCGCGAAUUCUGUCCUGACACUGGAAAGGAAGCAGCGACGGAGUCAUGGAGCGGUAAUUGGCGCAGCGGAAUGGAUGGCGUCCCAGGCCUAAACGCCUUAAUGGACUCGUUUCUGCCACCUCUCACUUUGAAAGCGUCGGUGCGCUUCCCCCAAACGGUGGUAGCGAAGAGGUUGGCUUCCUCCGUAAAGCUGACGAAGAACCUGCCCCUCACGAAGGGGAGCCCCAUGUCUCACUAUCUAGCGGCCAAAGGGUCCACAGCAUGGGAGACAUCGGUGAAAGAGCAGAAGGAGAUCGUCGAGGACGACAUCCCAGUGGGAUGGCGCAUCAUGGAGAAGACCAUGGCUGCAUCGUCCGCAGACGCUGCCAAUCAGAAGAAGCCCACCGGUCGUCUCUUUUCUUUCUGGGGUCGUCGCCAGUCUCAGGCCUCGCCUCAGUCUACGAGCACGGACGGAGCUGCCACAGAGAGCCGCCCAUCUUCUGUGGACAAGCCGCGCAGUCCCGUUGUAGAGGAGGUGAAAGCGGAUUCCCGGCCUCCUAGCCAAAAUAGCAUACGAUCCUCCACGGCAAGCAACCGCGCUCCGGUCUCUCCCCUCGCCGCAGAGUCAGCGUCAGCGAGCUCUUCGCACGUUCCUAUGGCUUUUGCAGCCACCGUAACACCGGCCGCGGCGGGCGCACCCACCAUGUCGUCGUAUGCUUCCUCGCCCGACCCCGUACCGGAACGGUCGGCAUCUCCACCUGCACCCACCGUUAUGUCUCGCUUCCUGAACAGGUUCUCCCGUCGCGGCAGUGGGAUUGGCGGAAGUCCACGCAGCUCUCUCGCACUGUCUUCAGACGAUCUCGAGUUCCUUUCGGAUAUCAUCCCCAGUGCUAGCGACGAUGCCGACGAAGACCCUACUGACGCGCUGGAGAAGUUCGUCAAUGAUAGACGUGGGUCUGUGGCGUCUGCUCUGCCGCCUGCGUUGGCCCCUCCGCCCAGGGCAUCCGCAAUCAAACCAAUGGGUGUGGCAAGUGGACCGCCUUCCGCUGGUAGUGACCGAGGCGUCGCUAGCGACGGCUUCGCCGGAAUGACGGGCUUCUGGGGUGCGAAUGAACCCGCGGUAGCAUCCCGCGCCGCCCCUGCUGGAGGUCAAACGUCAAUUCCUACAUUGCCGCCGCCACUCGUUCCGUCACGGCCAAUCACGCCGUCGGCUACGCCUGGUGCGGGUCCCUCGAGGGUUUCUAUUCCUGUCGUGCCCACGUCGUUUGUGCCUUCUUCCCGCCCUCCAUCUCGACUGCAAACGUCAACGCCUCCGCUGUCGGGCUUCGCCUUGCCUCCACCGCCUUCGUUCCAACGCUCUGCUUCCUCGAAUACGUCCACAAUGACGAACAAGCCGAAGCUAUCUUCUCCAUUCCCUUUGCCUAUACCGCCACCGUCGCACACCGUCGAACGGGAACCGUCGUCUGCAUCGACUUCCUCGUCUCGAGCCUCAUUCGAGACAGCCGCGGAGGCAUCACCAUCCCCCACAUCCCCUACCUCCUCUCUGCCCUUAGGGUCUCUGUACCCUCAUUUAGUAACGCCAACCAGCCCACCUCUAGCGUCGUCGCAGCCGAUGUUGCCUGCUCAGUCCUCAUCGAGUGGUUCAUCGUCCCCAUAUGGUCUGGCCACCCCUAUGGCGAGCACGUUCUCCGCUGCGGCGCCACCACCGAACCCUUCUACUGUGACCUUAGUUCCACCACAGCAGAGCCGUCCUAUGGCACCGCCGUCGGCCGUACCAUUGACCACAAACUUCUUUGACGACGACGAUUUCGCCGACUUCCAGUCGCCGGUUGAUAAGAGCCUGUCGCCUCCUGUACCUCCGCCUAUAGCUAAGUCACCUCAGACGCGCGUUCCCGCAAUGUCCCUCGCCGGCAAGUCCAAGACAGUCGCACCCAAUUCGUCCCCAUUCUCCUUCCCUGGGCCCCCACCCCCGCAGGCAUCUCCCUCGUCUGCGACUGCGCUCAAGCCGGCUUCCCUCGCGUCGUCCACCUCCUCCCUCUUCCCCACGAGCGUGUCCAACCAGGCGCUGCUCACACCGAAGCAUAACUCCGGCUUCGACGACAUGGGUGACUUCUUCGCGUCCACUCUCCGAACGCCCUCGCCGCCCCGCGUACCGUCGAAGUCCCCAGCUGCCAAACCCCAGAUCGCCCCACUCCCGCCCUCCGCGUCGUCCGUGUCCUCGAUGCCGUCCGCAUCGUCGAGCUCAUCUCUGCUCUCACGGAGAAAGCCAAACGCUGCGCAGCAUCUCCACACCCUCAGCUUGGUCGAGGCUGCUGCGGCGCGCAAAGGACAGUGGCCCGCGCCCGCGUCCCCACUGCCGCAAGCCAUUCCCGGGCCGUUCGUAGGCUCCGCGAAGGCGUCACAGAUGAACCUCAUGGACGCCGACGAGACGCCCCUACCCGUUGCCGGACUCGGGAUCACGUCUUCGUUUUCGUCGCCGGCGAUGCUCAAUCCCACGCGGCCAUCGAGUGGCAUGGGUGUUGCGAACGGCACGGGUUUGCCGACCUCCGUAUCAUCGAACUCGUCGCUGUCGGGCGCGCUGCUGCAGGGAUGGGACUUCCAGGGCAGCGGCGCCUCGCAACCCGCGCCCGAUAUUUUCGGCGGGGCGGCGAAGCCUGCGAAUGGGAAACCAGCAGCGGGUGGGUUAUCCGCCCAGGAUCUGUCGUUCUUCGAGGGGCUAUAG